Molecule: messenger RNA, 1233 nt
Organism: Penaeus chinensis
Lineage: Eukaryota; Metazoa; Arthropoda; Malacostraca; Decapoda; Penaeidae
Product: glycine-rich cell wall structural protein-like
Exons: 6
Source: RefSeq, a predicted model, not a curated record
GGGGGGGGGGGGGGGGGGGGGGGGGGGGGGGGGGGGGGGGGGGGGGGGGGGGGGGGGGGGGGGGGGGGGGGGGGGGGGGGGGGGGGGGGGGGGGGGGGGGGGGGGGGGGGGGGGGGGGGGGGGGGGGGGGGGGGGGGGGGGGGUGGGGGGGGGGGGGGGGGGGGGGGGGGGGGGGGGGGGGGGGGGGGGGGGGGGGGGGGGGGGGGGGGGGGGGGGGGGGGGGGGGGGGGGGGGGGGGGGGGGGGGGGGGGGGGGGGGGGGGGGGGGGGGGGGGGGGGGGGGGGGGGGGGGGGGGGGGGGGGGGGGGGGGGGGGGGGGGGGGGGGGGGGGGGGGGGGGGGGGGGGGGGGGGGGGGGGGGGGGGGGGGGGGGGGGGGGGGGGGGGGGGUGGGGGGGGGGGGGGGGGGGGGGGGGGGGGGGGGGGGGGGGGGGGGGGGGGGGGGGGGGGGGGGGGGGGGGGGGGGGGGGGGGGGGGGGGGGGGGGGGGGGGGGGGGGGGGGGGGGGGGGGGGGGGGGGGGGGGGGGGGGGGGGGGGGGGGGGGGGGGGGGGGGGGGGGUGGGGGGGGGGGGGGGGGGGGGGGGGGGGGGGGGGGGGGGGGGGGGGGGGGGGGGGGGGUGGGGGGGGGGGGGGGGGGGGGGGGGGGGGGGGGGGGGGGGGGGGGGGGGGGGGGGGGGGGGGGGGGGGGGGGGGGGGGGGGGGGGGGGGGGGGGGGGGGGGGGGGGGGGGGGGGGGGGGGGGGGGGGGGGGGGGGGGGGGGGGGGGGGGGGGGGGGGGGGGGGGGGGGGGGGGGGGGGGGGGGGGGGGGGGGGGGGGGGGGGGACGCGGCACGACGGACGUCAAGAUGGACCGCGAUGCUUCGAGAAUAAGGUUGAGGAACUCGAAAGAAAACGGGAUUGCUCUCCAGGCACCUUUUUCAGGAUCGCCCGUGCUGAGUUCCUGCGGUCCAGGCCGGUGUCAGCAACAGAUGCCCUCAACGGCCGCGAGAUGGCACUAGCUCCGAUGGUCGCAAUUAGUCUCACUAUCUGCAUAAUGGACGAGGGUAAACUACAUCAGCAGGGAUCCCUAGGUCUGGCCCUUAACUGUGUAUCUGCAGGCUGGAAGAGAAAGGACACACCCAAGAAGGACGAGAGUGAGCAGGAGUCCGCCAUCUUGAAGGAGGAUCCAGAAGGACCUCCAGGCAAGGGCCUCGAAAGGGUUGCAGGUGGGAAUCUCGUGAACAGAGGACUCGGCUGA